AUGCCGGCGCCGGCCUGGGCGCCGGCGCAGAUCGGAGCCGGCCUCGAGGUUGCCUGGCCCUGGCCGCGUCGCCCGAUGGCUCUGCUUUCACGAGCGGAGGCGCCAGGCGCCAGGCCGGGCGCAGCGGGGCAACAACCCGGUGGCGCCAGCCGGCGCGGCAGGUGGCCGGGUGGCCGCGGCGGAUUUCACGAAGGGCGGAUUUCGCGGGGCCGCUGCCACGCCGUGCGUCACAUCAGCGUGGCAUGGGAGGCCUAG
This is a messenger RNA of Effrenium voratum, 255 nucleotides long. The record is from the annotation of a GenBank genome assembly. Lineage: Eukaryota; Dinophyceae; Suessiales; Symbiodiniaceae.